UAUCCGGAAAACCCCAGGUCCCGAGCAUUCUGGAUAACAGGUCCCAUACCUGUACAGUAAAUAGAGAGUAUGGCACAUGGGAUUUAAAAGGGAACUGUGGCCAGAACUAUAGUUCUACUACUAUAGGAUCAUAUAAUUAACCCUAGGUAUAUUCCUUUUUAAUUAAUGCUUGUAAUAUCCAGUUUCACCCCCUUUUUUCCAGCUGGCUCCUCCCAGGCAUUGUGAUCCUCCCUUUGCAUUAUUAUUUUUUUUUAAGAAAGACAUCUUACAGCACAAAAUGAAUAUUGUAAAAAUCUAAUUGUAUUCAAGGGCUGCAUGGAUGUCUAUAAGAUCAUAUAAAUGCACAAGACCUCAUGUUGAGUGUUUUUAUGCAUUUCACACAAUUCCAAGACUCGUAUUUAUUAUGUUAUUUGCAACUGAGGAAACUUCUACAUAAAUGUCAUACCUAUAUGCUACUCUAACUUUACUGGUAUAAUAAAGAUGUAGUGUAAUAACCAACCCAGUUAUGUGUUUCCAUGGUAACAGCUUCAUUGUGAUGUCAUCACUUAAACUGGUACAAAUCAGUUUGCUUUCUACAAUUCAUUUGAGAGAGCUUUCAUUGUGAUGUCAUGACUUUAGCAUUGUUAUGUCAUUAUGAUUAUGAUGUCAUCACCUAAACUAGUACAAUCCAGCUUGCUUUCUACAAUUCAUUUCACUGAAGACUUCACACUGACAAGACUCAACAUGAAGCUCUUGGCAGUGUUUGUCUUUAUUUUCUUUAUAAUUCAUCUAAUUUGUUUAUCUGAGAGUGCCAUCGGUGGCAGUAAGUAUCUAUUAUACUAGAAGGGUUUCAUGUUGUAGUAAAAGCUUUAUUUUAUAUACUUAUAUAUAUAUAGAGAGAGAGAGAGAGAGAGAGAGAGAGAGCUUUCAUUGUUAUGUCAUCACUUUAGCAUUGUUAUGUCAUUAUGAUCAUGAUUAUGAUGUCAUCACCUUAACUAGUACAACCCAGCUUGCUUUCUACAAAUCAUUUCACUGAAGACUUCACACUGACAAGACGCAACAUGAAGCUCUUGGCAGUGUUUGUCUUUAUUUUCUUUAUAAUUCAUCAAAUUUGUUUAUCUGAGAGUGCCAUCGGUGGCAGUAAGUAUCUGUUAUACUGGAAGGGAUUCAUUUUGUAGUUAAAGCUUUACUUUAUAUACUUAUAUAUAUAUAUAUAUAGAGAGAGAGAGAGAGAGAGAGAGAGAGAGAGAGAGCGCUUUCAUUGUUAUUUCAUCACUUUAGCAUUGUUAUGUCAUUAUGGUUAUGAUGUCAUCACCUAAACUAGUACAAUCCAGCUUGCUUUCUACAAAUCAUUUCACUGAAGACAUCACACUGACAAGACGCAAUAUGAAGCUCUUGACAGUGUUUUUCUUUAUAUUCUUUAUAAUUCAUCUAAUUUGUUUAUCUGAGAGUGCCAUCGGUGGCAUUUGUGGAAACCAACCUAUAUACCAGGGCUCCAGGAUUGUUGGAGGAGAAAAUGCCCCACCUGGGAAGUGGCCAUGGAUGGUUAGCAUCCAGCACCCUGUUAGGAAAGAUUUCUCGCAUAUUUGCGGAGGAAGUGUCUUGAAUGAAAAUUGGGUUCUGACCGCAGCCCAUUGUUUUAAGCAUCUGCAAAGCAAGGAAGAAACAAAUACAUGGAGACUCGUAUUUGGAGCAAACGACUUAAUGUUUCUCGACUCAUCUGUGCAAAUCAGAAGGAUAAAAGAAGUCAUAUGGCCCAAAGCCUAUGAUCCAAAAACAGAGGCAAAUGACAUUGCCCUGAUGCGGUUAGACAAGCCUAUUGAGUUUACGGGUUAUGUGCAGCCGGCUUGUUUCCCAUCAGAGUUUGCUAAUGUAGAGAAAAAGACCGACUGUUACAUUGCAGGAUGGGGAGUUAUAGAAGAAGAAUCUGGAGAACCAUCAGAAGUUUUGCAAGAAGCCAAAGUGCAUCAAAUUGAUUCCAAGAAAUGUAACUCCAAAGACUGGUAUAACGGCGCCAUAGGGGAAUACAACCUAUGUGCAGGCCAUGAGAAAGGAGGGAUCGACAGUUGCCAGGGAGACAGCGGAGGACCUUUAAUGUGCAAAACUCCAAGAUCACGGGUCUAUGCUGUAGUCGGAAUAACCAGUUGGGGAUCAGGCUGCGCAAGAGGCAAGAAGCCGGGUGUUUACACUUCCACCAAAUACUUUAUAAAGUGGAUUGCAAGUAAAGUUGAGAAAGAUGAGAAAGAGAAGCCAAAAAUCAAGAGGAAACGAUCAAUUCUGAAAAACAUCAUUAUGCCCAAUGGACAACUUCCAGAAGCUGAGAAUGUAGGGUUAACCAAAACCCUCACCGAAGGAAUUCAAGCAAAUACUGUUCAACCAACUGCAGAAGUGCAAGAGGAUCCGUAUGGCAGAGAAAAAGGGGCACAAGUUCAAUCUGGACACAUAAGAGAAAAGCCAAAACCUGAAAAAACAGCGCAACCACCAUCUGAAAGCAUUCUGAAAAGAAUUAUGAGUUGGUUACUUACAAAUAUACAACGGACACUUGUUCCAACUGUAAAAAUUACUUAGCAUGAGUGCCCUUUUCCAUAACUGUAUUACUGUACUGGUCUGGAAGUUGGACCUUUAGAUUGGUCCCAUCAUACACUGGAGGAGCAUCAAGUGUAUUAGAAGUUUAUAUUAAAUAUGAUUUUUUUAUAUUUUUUAUAUUUUAUAUGAAUACAUCCUAUUUUUAUAAAACAAAAUAAAUUUGUAAUCUAAUGCAAAAUCAUA
Molecule: messenger RNA, 2748 nt
Organism: Xenopus laevis (African clawed frog)
Lineage: Eukaryota; Metazoa; Chordata; Amphibia; Anura; Pipidae
Product: acrosin
Exons: 5
Coding region: 1276-2547 (423 amino acids)
Source: RefSeq, a predicted model, not a curated record